Penicillium brevicompactum is the source of this 783-nucleotide messenger RNA. Its product is annotated as putative EF-hand calcium-binding domain protein. The record is from RefSeq and is a predicted model, not a curated record. The transcript is spliced from 2 exons. NCBI's taxonomy places the organism in Eukaryota, Fungi, Ascomycota, Eurotiomycetes, Eurotiales, Aspergillaceae. The coding region runs from base 1 to 783 and encodes 260 amino acids. Gene Ontology annotation, cellular component: nucleus; cytoplasm.
AUGAAGGUCCUUUGUUUGCACGGCAAGGGAACUAGCGGAGCAAUUUUCCGCUCCCAAAUUUCCUCCUUCCGCAGCAAGCUCCCCGAGGGCACCGAAUUCGACUUUCUCGAUGGACCAUUUAACAGCAACGCCGCCGCCGGUGUAGAUCUUUUCUACAGUCCUCCUUACUACUCCUGGUGGGAAAACGACAGCAUAGACGAUAUCCGGGGUGCGACCGAACGGUUAAACGAAUACAUCGCGCAAAAUGGCCCCUACGAUCUCGCCAUGAUGUUCUCGCAGGGCUGCGUCCUUGGCUCAAGCGCUCUCCUCAUCCACCAAGAGGAAACACCACAUCUACCACCGCCAUUCAAAGCCGCGAUAUUUAUCUGUGGAGGGCCCUCAACAAUCGUCAUGGAGGAGUUGGGAUUCCACGUUUCUGCCGAGGCGAGGGAGCGCGACAUUGCUUCACGAAAAGCGCUUUUUGCGCAGGCUGGAUCGUCGGCUGUUUUGGCUAAGGGCUCUGAUCGGUGGACGGGUCUCAAGUCGCUAAAUGAUGGGUUGUCGGAGGAUCAGCUGCGAGAGGAGAUCACAAGUCCCUACCACAUCACUAUUCCCACGGUACAUGUCUACGGGACAAAGGACCCACGCUAUGCGUCUGGCGUGCACCUUUCCGGUCUAUGUGAUGCUGCCAACCGCCGCACAUUCAACCAUGAGGGCGGACAUGAGAUUCCGAGAACGGCCGCUGUAAGUAACUCUCUCGCGGGGCUCUUCAAAUGGGCUACCGAACAGGCUGGUGCCCGAUGA